Dictyostelium discoideum AX4 is the source of this 993-nucleotide messenger RNA. RefSeq names its product diacylglycerol O-acyltransferase 2 (gene dgat2). Bases 1 to 993 code for a protein of 330 amino acids. Gene Ontology annotation, molecular function: retinol O-fatty-acyltransferase activity; diacylglycerol O-acyltransferase activity; 2-acylglycerol O-acyltransferase activity. The transcript has 3 exons. The record is from RefSeq and is a predicted model, not a curated record. Gene Ontology annotation, cellular component: endoplasmic reticulum membrane. Lineage: Eukaryota; Evosea; Eumycetozoa; Dictyosteliales; Dictyosteliaceae. Gene Ontology annotation, biological process: retinol metabolic process; triglyceride biosynthetic process.
AUGGUUAGGUUUGUACCAUGGAAUGUUCCAUUAUAUAGAAGGUUAGAAACUAUGGCAGUUGCAAUUUAUGCAAUGGUAUUACCAGUAUGUUUAAUAAUGGCAUUCAAUUUAAUAGUGAUACCAUUGUUUUGGGGUAUUGCAAUACCUUAUUUAGUUUGGAUGUUUUAUUUCGAUACAAAACAUGAAAGUGGUGGUAGACGUGUAAGUUUAGUUAGAAAUUCAAUACUGUGGCGUUACUUUAGAGAUUAUUUCCCAAUCUCUUUAAUUAUCAAUUCAAAUUAUGAUCCAAAAAAGAAUUACAUCUUUGCCUAUCAUCCACAUGGUAUCAUUAGUAUUGGUGCUUUUUGUAAUUUCGCUACAAAUGCUAAUAAUAUUGACGAAAAAUUACCUGGUUUAAAAGUACAUUUAUUAACAUUAGAAUCAAAUUUUAAAAUACCAUUUUUAAGAGAUGUUUUAAUGAGUUUUGGUAUGUCAUCAGUUUCAAAGAAAAGUUGUGAAAAUAUUUUAAAUUCAGGAGCUGGUGAAUCAAUUUGUUUGGUAGUUGGUGGAGCAGAGGAAUCACUAGACGCCCGUCCUGGGCUUAAUGAAAUUACAUUGAAAAAGAGAAAAGGUUUCAUUAAAUUAGCAUUGGUAAAUGGUGCAUCAUUAGUACCAGUUUAUUCAUUUGGUGAAAAUGAUAUCUAUGAUCAAGUACCAAAUCCACGUGGUUCAUUAGUUAGAAAGAUUCAAACUAAAAUCAAAGAUCUAACUGGUAUCGCACCACCAUUAUUCAUGGGUAGAGGAAUUUUUAAUUAUGAUUUUGGUUUAUUACCAGUUAGACAUAAAAUCGUUACUGUUGUUGGCGAACCAAUUGAUAUACCAAAGAUUAAAUCACCUACUGAUCAAGUUAUUGAACAUUAUCAUCAAAUUUAUGUUGAAGCACUUCAAAAUUUAUUUGACAAACACAAAAAUUCUUGUGCUGAUAAAGAAACUGGAAAUUUAAAAAUAAAUUAA